CAAAGCGAAGAGCUCCAAAGCCUAUGACGCCCGCUCAAAUGAAAAUGGCUGCUCGCAAUCCCCUCUACCAUCUCGCAGCACCACAACAAGAAAUGCUCACAAAGGAACAAGUACACGACGAUAUCUUCGAAGCGUUAUUGGUAGAAGAUGACGACCGUUUAGAAGAGGCUUCGAAAGGUGCGACGACUGUCGUAGAACACGCAAAGCAGUUUAUGGAGCAAAAGGGCGAACGGCUAGGGCCAGACUCUCUCUAUGACACAACUUUCAUGGAGACAGUGAAUAGACG
This is a messenger RNA of Amoebophrya sp. A25, 286 nucleotides long. The record is from the annotation of a GenBank genome assembly. Lineage: Eukaryota; Dinophyceae; Syndiniales; Amoebophryaceae.